Siniperca chuatsi (mandarin fish) is the source of this 2050-nucleotide messenger RNA. RefSeq names its product chaperonin containing TCP1, subunit 2 (beta) (gene cct2). Gene Ontology annotation, molecular function: ATP-dependent protein folding chaperone; ATP binding; ATP hydrolysis activity. The transcript is spliced from 16 exons. Gene Ontology annotation, cellular component: chaperonin-containing T-complex; cytosol. The coding region runs from base 117 to 1724 and encodes 535 amino acids. Gene Ontology annotation, biological process: protein folding. The record is from RefSeq and is a predicted model, not a curated record. NCBI's taxonomy places the organism in Eukaryota, Metazoa, Chordata, Actinopteri, Centrarchiformes, Sinipercidae.
GUGUCUUCCAUGAUCUGCCUUGAACGCAGCAUUACGUUUUUACGUAACUGCGUCACUCCCCUGCCCAGCCCUUCUUCUGUGUGCGUGCACAGCUUCAUCCCUGAAUCACAGACAUCAUGGCGUCCUUAUCGAUGGCCCCGAUCAACAUCUUCAAACAUGGAGCUGAUGAAGAGAAAGCUGAAACUGCACGACUGUCGUCCUUCGUUGGCGCCAUUGCUAUCGGAGAUCUGGUGAAGAGCACUCUGGGCCCGAAGGGGAUGGACAAGAUCUUGCUGGGCGGAGGGAAGGGCGGCACGGUGACGGUGACCAACGAUGGGGCGACCAUCCUGAAAGCCAUCGGAGUCGACAACCCCGCUGCCAAAGUUCUGGUUGACAUGUCGAAGGUUCAGGACGAUGAAGUUGGAGAUGGGACGACCUCCGUCACCGUGCUCGCCGCAGAGCUGCUGCGGGAGGCCGAGCUUCUGAUCGCCAAGAAGAUUCACCCGCAGACCAUCAUCUCGGGCUGGAGGAAGGCGACUCAGGUGGCCAGAGACGCUCUGAGGGAGGCUGCUGUGGAUCACGGCAACGACUCGGCUCGUUUCCAGGAGGACCUGCUGAACAUCGCCCGGACGACGCUGUCCUCCAAACUGCUGACUCACCACAAAGCCUACUUCGCCCAGCUGGCUGUUGACGCCGUCAUGAGGCUGAAGGGCUCCGGGAACCUGGAGGCCAUCCACAUCAUCAAGAAGCUGGGAGGCAGCCUCACCGACUCCUACCUGGACGAAGGUUUCCUGUUGGACAAGAAGAUCGGAGUGAACCAACCGAAGAGGGUGGAGAACGUUAACAUCCUGAUCGCCAACACCGGCAUGGACACCGACAAGAUCAAGAUCUUUGGCUCCAGGGUUCGCGUCGACUCGACGGCGAAGGUUGCAGAGAUCGAACACGCAGAGAAAGAGAAGAUGAAGGAGAAGGUCGACCGAAUCCUGAAACACGGAAUCAACUGCUUCAUCAACAGACAGUUGAUCUAUAAUUAUCCAGAGCAACUGUUCGCUCAGGCUGGUGUCAUGGCCAUCGAGCACGCUGAUUUUGCCGGCGUCGAGCGCCUCGCUCUGGUUACUGGAGGAGAGAUCACCUCCACCUUCGACCACCCCGAGCUGGUGAAACUCGGUCACUGCAAGCUGAUUGAGGAGGUGAUGAUCGGAGAGGACACACUCAUCCACUUCUCUGGAGUCGCCAUGGGUGAGGCGUGCACCGUCGUCCUGCGAGGAGCGACUCAGCAGAUUCUGGACGAGGCCGAGCGCUCGCUGCACGACGCUCUGUGUGUGUUAUCUCAGACUGUGAAGGAGCCACGCAUCGUCUACGGAGGAGGCUGCUCCGAGAUGCUGAUGGCGAAGGUGGUGUCCGAUCUGGCCAACAGGACGCCAGGAAAGGAGGCAGUCGCCAUGGAGUCGUUCGCCAAGGCUCUGAUGAUGCUGCCGACCAUCAUCGCCGACAACGCCGGCUAUGACAGCGCCGACCUGGUGGCCCAACUGAGAGCUGCACACCAGGAGAACAAGACCACCUUCGGACUGAAUAUGUCUGAAGGCACAGUGGGCAACAUGGCAGAGCUGGGGAUCACCGAGUCCUUCCAGGUGAAGCGUCAGGUGCUGCUGAGCGCCUCCGAAGCCGCUGAGAUGAUCCUGAGAGUCGACAACAUCAUCAAAGCUGCGCCCAGGAAGAGAGUUCCCGACCAUCACCCCUGCUAGAGGAAGAGGAGGAUGACGAUGAUGAACGUGGGGGGGAUCAGUUUUGUUAUUUAUCACCUCUGUGUAGUUCAAAUUAAAGAAAUGCUCCGCUGUUUUUUUUUUUUUUUCCUGUUAAACUCUUCACUCUCACUAGCAAGACAGAAGCUAAUCAUGUAUAACUGAUGUCAGUAAGAACGGCUAGUGUUAAAUGUUCAGUGCCGUUUGUGAUGCUAACGUUAGCGCAGAUCACAGCUAGCGUUAGCCGGUUUGUGCCUAAGUUUGGCUUAGUGCGUAAGUUUGGACGUUGUUUGUUUUGUUUACUGAAGUAAAUGAACCAAUCCUCAUCA